Messenger RNA from Cucurbitaria berberidis CBS 394.84, 1800 nucleotides. Its product is annotated as multicopper oxidase. The transcript has 6 exons. NCBI's taxonomy places the organism in Eukaryota, Fungi, Ascomycota, Dothideomycetes, Pleosporales, Cucurbitariaceae. Bases 1 to 1800 code for a protein of 599 amino acids. The record is from RefSeq and is a predicted model, not a curated record. Gene Ontology annotation, molecular function: oxidoreductase activity; copper ion binding.
AUGCCUUCAUCCUUGAUAAAGGCAGCUGCCUUACUACUCUACCUCUUGCCUUCUGUUGCUUCUUUCGCCCUCCCCGCGGAGCCUCUCACACCGAGAGUACCAUGGAGAAAGCACGGAAUUUGGGCUGGCCAGAGAAAACGAGUCGGCUCUCAAACGGGAUCAGGAUGUAAUCAUGGACCAUCGUCGAGAGGAUGCUGGAAUGGAAAUUUCAGCAUCGACACUGAUAUGGAUCUCCAGUGGCCCAACACUGGAAAGACGGUAAAAUACCACUUGGACAUCACGAAUACCACACUAGCCCCCGACGGCUUCGAGCGACUCAUGCUGCUAGUAAACGGACAAUACCCUGGCCCAACAAUAGUGGCAGAUUGGGGCGACGACAUCGAGAUCACUGUGACGAAUAAACUUGAAACUAACGGGACAGGUAUUCAUUGGCAUGGCUUAAGACAACUCGGAUCAAACGAGAUGGAUGGGGUCAAUGGCAUUACUGAGUGCCCAGUUGCGCCAGGGGAUACUACAGUCUAUCGCUUCAAGGCAACGCAGUACGGCACAUCCUGGUAUCACUCGCAUCAUUCAGUGCAAUAUGGCGAUGGGCUGGUGGGCAGCAUGCUUAUCAACGGCCCAGCCACCGCGAACUAUGACAUUGAUCUAGGCGUGUUGCCGAUCACGGAUUGGUUCCAUGCACCCAUCUUUACGGUCAAUGCCGCAUCUCUCCACGCUGCCGGACCCCCGACUGCCGACAAUAUUUUGAUCAACGGUACAAUGACAUCAACGUUCGGAGGCAAAUAUGCCGUCACUACGCUCACGCCAGGAAAGACGCAUCUCUUGCGUGUGAUAAACACUGGAAUCAAUAAUUAUGUCCACAUCGCUCUGGACGGACAUCCCUUCACAGUCAUCUCGGCUGAUUUCACUCCCAUUGUACCGUACAAAGCAACUUCCAUCGUGUUAGCAGUGGGCCAGCGGUAUGACAUCAUCAUCAACGCCACCGAAACGGUCGACAACUACUGGCUGCGCGUGGGUACUGGCGGUGGGAAAUGCGAUGGUCCCAAUGCGAAUGGGAAUAACACUCGUAGCAUUUUCCGAUAUGUCGGUGCCAAGAGUGAAAACCCCAGUAACUCAACGGCAGCAAUUCCGCUACCGGGCGGAUGCUAUGACGAAGCGAACGUUGUUCCCUACAGCAAGACUAUCGUACCCAGCAAGCUGCCCAAGGAGCUCAAGUUCGGAUUCACCAACACGGCGGCUCAGGGUAACCUUGUCCAAUGGCUGGUGAACGGCACGCCCAUGACGGUCGAUCUUGACAGUCCUACCCUACAGGCCGUGGUCGAGAAAAACAGCAGCUUCGCAACCAGCAGGCACGUUUUCACAGUUGGCGAGAAGCAUGAGUGGCAGUACUGGGUUAUCCAAAUGGACAAUGCUACCUUCAGCCCUCCCCUACCCCACCCGAUCCAUCUUCACGGGCACGACUUCUACGUCCUCGACCACCAAGAAAACGCAGUGUGGAACGGUGACAUCUCGCGUCUGAAAACAGACAAUCCCAUCCGUCGCGACACCGCGACACUGCCUGCUGCAGGCUACCUCGUCCUUGCCUUCGAGUCAGACAACCCCGGCGCGUGGCUCAUGCAUUGCCACAUCCCCUUCCACAUAGCUGCGGGUCUGGGCGUACAAUUCCUCGAGCGCGAGAGCGAGAUAGUCGGCUCCAUAGGCAGUCUACAGCCCAUGCAGCAGAAUUGUAAUAAAUUCAGUACGUGGAGGAAGAGCAAGUUCCCCAACGGGAUACUGAUAAAUGGUGAUUCGGGCUUGUAA